CUAAAUUUUAGUUCGUUCCUGUUCACCAAAAUGGCAAGAGGCCUGUUUCUGUUUCUGGUAUUUACGUUAGUUCUUGUUGGCCUUGGACAUGGAAGACCAAAGAAGAAAAGAAGUUCUAAAUCAAUAGGAGGAAGCGAACAACAAGGUUUUGUCGCCAUGAAGACACAACUCCAAAAUGCUUUAAACGAGGUUUCUGCACCCGCUAUCCUGUCCCUCCUGAGAUCUUUGCCGACGUUGAAGCAGAGUAUUUGCAUGCGCAGCAUUACCACGAGUCAAUCACCCGUUACUCCGAAUACAAAGGCAGCUACCACCACUGCAGCUAACGAACAAGAUUUUGGUUGGCUCUUUGAUCUUGUUAGCACUGCACUGGCCCAAACAACGGUUCCAAAAAUGAGAAGCGUCCUGAAGUCCGAACCCAGACUGCGCAGAGAGCUUUGCGGUGCUGGUCUAUCAACUAGGUCGACCACCCCUUCUACUCCAACACCACCGAUACCAAUUACGACACAACCUCCUCCUCCUCCAGUGGUAGCGACAAAUCCUGAAGUAAAGACCGCAGCAGCUGGAGGUUCAAACUUCGUGGAUGUAGCUUAUCGAGAUGAAGGUCAAUCUGGAAACAGAGCUACGGGAGCUAGACCAACUGGUCGUACAAGACCGGCAGCUUCAGGCCAGCCAGCUACACCAAAUAAUCUUCCAGCUGCGGAGGAACCACUACAAGACGUCUCAAAUGAUAAUGACUACAGCGACGAGUAUUUGAGCAUUCCAGCUAUGAGAAAACAAAGGUCAUUGGCGUCCAAUGACAUUCACGAAGCAGAGGAAACUGGUCCUCUGGACAAAGACGGGCCACCAGAAGUAAGAGCAAUCAUAUCAGCACCGAAUGAUGUUCGAAAAAAUGGUGAAACUGGUCCCCUGGAACAGGAACGAGAAAACCGCCAUGACGAUGAUAAACAGGAGUUCCAUAUUGCAACCGUGAUUCCAACCGUCUUCCCUGCUGAAGAUGUGCAAGCAAUACCAAGAAUGAUCAUAUCAGGAUCUAAUCUACUCGAAGAUGGGCAGUUUGAUGAGACCAUUGUCAUCUAUCCAGAAUCUUACGAUCAGGCUGYUGCCAUGGAUCUCAAAGAGCAGGAACAAAAGAAGGAAGAAACGCUGUUGCAAGACCAGAAAACUCUGCCGUCCAACGCAGAGACUUCGAGCCAACAAACUGAGAAUUCUGCUUCAAAGCAAAGAGAUGAAACUAAGCUUGAAGUGACUGGAAGUGAAACUGAAGAAGAAAUGAAAACAGAAAACCUUUCAUUGGACGAUAAUGUAGAAGCAAACGAUGUAAUGGUGAAUAAGAAAGAGACGUUUUCAGCAGACGAAAAGCCACAGGAACCCCCUUUAGUUGCAGACGAAAAUGAAAAGAAGGAAGUCAGAAACGAGAACAACCAUCGCGCCAUGACUGAAAAUAAGAGAAACCUAGAAAUACCGAGUGAAGUAAUGUCUAACGAGGUGGACGACCUGAGGCAAGAGGAUUGGGAAGUGAAGAAAGCACCGGUAGAAGGCGAAAUAAAAUAUGAAGUUGACGACGACCCUGCUGAGAGAUUAACCAAAAGAAAGGCGAACAAGAGACUGAAAUUGAAACUCGAUAAAUUAAUAAAAAAGAACAUUUUUGCAUGAAGAUAAAAAAUAUUAUAAUCGUUUAUAUUUAGAGAUUUAUUUCCACGACCGGACUUGUUUGUUCUGCUUGCUGUAAUGUGUGCACAACCGCGUUACUUGGAUUUGAAAAUGAAAUAAAGAUAUUUGACUGA
Actinia tenebrosa (Australian red waratah sea anemone) is the source of this 1784-nucleotide messenger RNA. RefSeq lists its product as uncharacterized. The record is from RefSeq and is a predicted model, not a curated record. NCBI's taxonomy places the organism in Eukaryota, Metazoa, Cnidaria, Anthozoa, Actiniaria, Actiniidae.